AUACAGGUGAGUUGUAAUCUAAUAAUGAAAUUUUACAUUUUGAUCAAAUUCAUACAUUCUGUUCUUGUAAUAUCAGGUAAUAUUUGCAAAGGAAGAUAAAGCCUCAUCAGCAAGAAGGUGGAUGUGUGUAGUGCUGGCAGUACUUUCUGAAGAUACUCUGGGGUCCAGUCUGUCAUUUUGCAGCAUACUUAUAAUGAAACUGGACGGAUGGGUGUUUGUGCCGAUAACAAUAUCUAUAUGCUGGGCGAGUCAGUAUGACAAUGGUGGAGACAAGAACUCUCUUAGUAGCGUUGGCACGAGUGAAAAUACAACAAUGCGACUUGAAGCCAUUGAAGGAACGCCUAAUUAUAGGCUGAUAAAAAUGGAGAAAAGUACACAGUGGUUUCCAGAGCGAGAGAUUAAAUUAGAUAGUUGUGUGAGACGGGCACAAUGUGAAACUUUAAAUAAGACCACAUGCCUCGGGGCAAAGUUACCCUACAACACAACAAGUGUACAGCUUACCUUCUAUGAUAGCCAAUACCAAAUACAAAACCAGCUAGAAUUGUACAGGGAACUGAUCAAUGUGCCAAAAUGUUGGGCUGUGGUGCAGCCUUUACUGUGCGCCACUUUUAUGCCAAACUGUGAACACAUACUCGGUCAGGACAUGGUGUAUUUACCAUCAUAUGAAAUGUGCAAAAUCACAAUGGAACCCUGUGCAAUAUUGUAUAAUACCUCGUAUUUUCCAUAUUUUUUGAAAUGCAACGCCACCUUAUUUCCGCCAAAGUGUGAAAAUGUAGCAAGGGAGAUGAAAUUUAAUACAACGGGAAAAUGUUUACCGCCUCUUAUACAUACAGACAAGGCACCCCAUUUUUAUGAAGGAAUAUCGGGGUGUGGUCUUCCUUGCCGCGACCCGUUGUAUACUGAAGACGAGCAUCAGCAGAUACACCGCCUGGUGGCGUGGGGUGCAGGAGUGUGCCUUGCUCUCAACCUGAUGACGGUCGCCACGUUUCUUAUUGACUGGCGUAGUGCCAACAAAUAUCCAGCGCUGGUCAUCUUUUAUAUCAACGUCUGUUUUGCUGUUGCUUCUAUGGGAUGGUUGGUCCAAUUUGGAGUCGGAUCGAGGGACGAUAUUGUAUGUUCAAAAGACGGUACGAGGCGGCAAGGCGAACCUUCAGCGGAAGAGAAUUUGUCGUGCGUCGUCGUUUUUGUUCUGGUAUACUACUUUAUGAUUGCAGCCUGCGUUUGGUUUGUGAUAUUCACAUAUGCGUGGCACAUGAGCUUUCGAGCACUGGGUAAAAUCCAAGACAGGAUAGAUAAGAAAGCGGCGUACUUCCAUUUGGUGGCGUGGUCCCUACCAUUGAUACUCACCAUCACGACCAUGGCGUUCGGUGAGGUGGACGGCAACAGUGUGACAGGGGUUUGCUUCGUGGGAUAUGUCAACCAUCCGAUGAGAGCGGCUCUGUUGUUAGCACCGCUAUCGGUUGUGCUUCUAUUGGGAGGAUAUUUUCUGCUAAGAGGUGUAUUCUCCUUGAUAGCAGUGCGUGUAUCGAGCAAGGACGUGAUAUCGCCCCGGGCUGCGAACAAAAUCCGCCAGACCAUCACGAGGUGUUCGCUCACUGCCGCUUUGGUUGCGGUUUUCAUCUGCGUCACGUUCGCCUGCCACAUUUAUGAAUUUCGCAAUGCCGAAUCGUGGAAGGAGGCCUUUAAGAAGAAUAUUAUCUGUCGGCUCGAAGGCCUCAAAGAGGGCGGGCGGGAGUGCGCGGGCGGAGCGCGUCCUUCCGUGUCGGUGCUGCAACUGCGGUUACUGUGCUGUUUUGCUGCAGGCGCACUCAUGGCCUCGUGGACGUGGACGCCAGCCGCCGCGGCCGGUUGGAGGCGAUACAUGGCCAAAAAGUGUGGCUGCUCAGUAGAAGCGGAUGUAACACGACGCGCACGCAAGCACGAGUUGAUCGCACGCGCGUACAAACGGCGCAACGAGUUCAUAACCCGCGGACGACUGUCCAUAUCACUCGGCGGCUCCCGGCAGGAUCCCGUCGGGUUCUGUCUGGACAACACCUCGCCUGUCGACUACCCAGAGGAUGCAAAACAUGAGAGCGAGCGUUGUUUCAGCGGCGAGCUGUCGUCGUCGUGGGCCGCGAACCUGCCGCGCUUCGUGCGUCGCCGCGACGCACUGGUGCUGCCACCGCACAACCACCACUCGCACCACUCGCUCAGCUCAACACCCGACAGGCGCAACUCGCAGGAUUCACAGAUAAGCAUUAGCCUUCGCCACGUGUCCGUUGAAUCCCGCCGCAACUCUCUCGACAGCCAGCUCUCCGUCAAAAUAGCAGAGAUGAAGACCAAGGUCGGCCGCCGUCGCACCAAACACAGCAAGGCGAAGAGGAAGCGGGCGUCCGCUAGGAAAGAAAGCACUCCGUCCAUUGAGAGCCAGAUAAGCCGCUACUUGUUACAAACUGUCGCCGCUAACAAUGAUCCCUCGCGGGAGGAAGUAAAGUUUAGCUUCGAUUGAAGGAUCAUUAUUUUAAGGAAUGUUAUGCUGAGUAUUUUUAAUGUUCGAAAUGCGAAUGAAGUCGUUAAUACGCGCUGUGAGCCAAAAUACGUUUAUUUUAAUAUUUUGAUACGCUGCGGACUCUCGUUACUAUCUCUCUUUUCAGCGUCCGCCUUUAAUAAUAUUGCUGCCGUGUCAUGCAUUUUUGUGGUGUAAAAGGACUAUAAAAUUAUUUUAAUAAUAGCCAUGACAAAUAACAUGCAUUUAUUUAUCAUUUUCAGUGUUCAUAUAUUGAAAUAUUUUAAUAUGCAUAUAAAGUUUAUCGUAAGAAACACGGGCUUUUGAAUGUGCGAUUUUAAUAAUGACAUAUCUUAUUUGACUGAUCUCGAUUUUUUGAGUAAAUAUUUACAGGAAAAAUUUUGCAGCCGCAACUAUUUUAUUGAUACUAGAAAUAUACUGAACGUUGUGUAAAUAUUGAUUGAUGUGUUUUUGCUAUUGUUUAAAAGACAUGUUUUAUUGUAUUAAUGAAUUUAAUCAUGAAUAUUUCGUGUGUAAGUUUAAUAAAGUUCAAAGCAAAUAAUAUACCCAAAGUUUAAUACAUUGACUGUGAAGUGAGUGAGUUUGUAGUUCAUAAGUUACUUCAUCGGGUUGUUUAUAAUCGAUGUUAAAGUAAUAGGUUAAAAAUUAUAAUAUUUUUUUUUUAAAUAAUUUCUGUCUGUAAAACAAGACUGAUCGGAAUCUCUAUCGCAAGUAAACCAUGACAGCUUCUAUUUUUAUCAUAUUGGAACUUGUUAUUUAUUAUAUUAAUAUUAUUAUUAUUAUUAUUAUUAUACAAUGUGCCAUAUAUUCAGCAGUAUUUUUACCGGUUCUGUACAAAUUCUUGUAUAAAUUUUACACCCGACAGUCUCUUACAUAAAGAAGUGAAACUUUGCUGGAAGUGGCAGAGAACUGCCAUUAAAACAAAAUCCGGCAACUCUUUAUAAUGCAUAUACAAGUGUAAUGCAUUGCAUAUAAUGUAAUAUAAUGCAUGUACAAGUGGAAAUAAUAUCCAAAUAAUAAUAAUAAACAGAUCAAAUUUCUCAAAUUCCUUGUUGCCGUGCUUCGAUAUGUGGACACGUUAUUUUUAUCUCUCGUCAAGGGAUAUGAUUUUUGUCUCCUGUCUAUGCUACCCGUGCAGGGCCUUCACUCAACCUGGGUGUCAAGUGUGAGACUGUGUACCUACUGUGUACUUAUGCAAUCGCGUAAAGGUAAUUAAGAUUUAUGCGGUACUAAAAGAGCGCCAUCUAGUGACAGUAUUGUAAUGUAUUUAGAUGGAUCUCCUUCGGUGGAACGUCGUUCAAUUUCACGCACUACAUGCGCAUACUAGGCACACUGGCCUUGGCUUUAAUAUAAAACAUAAGGACAUAAAAGGAAAAGUUUCGUAUUUAAAGUUAGAGAUUGUAAUUCAAAUUCUAUAUUCUUAAAAAAGGAAAUACAAUGCUCAAUAUGUGCGCGCUUUUGACUCGCAUAUAUCAAUAAUAAACGAUGUGUUGUUUCAACUGUACAAAUUAUGGUUGUGAUAUCAAUUACUGUUCAGUUGUAAGGAGGCUAUAUUUUUGCAAACGUUUUAAUAAUGCUGAUUAGCCGUCAAUGUUAUUUAGUCUUCCGAUUUAUAAUAAAGUUGGAGCUUAUUACUGCAGUGUACCUAAUACAUUAUAUUUAAUUAAGAGCUUUAUUAAUAUUAUGUAAGUCUGUGCUAGCUUUAAAUUU
This is a messenger RNA of Pararge aegeria (speckled wood butterfly), 4216 nucleotides long. RefSeq names its product protein smoothened (gene smo). The record is from RefSeq and is a predicted model, not a curated record. Gene Ontology annotation, cellular component: cilium; plasma membrane; dendrite. Gene Ontology annotation, biological process: positive regulation of smoothened signaling pathway; smoothened signaling pathway; commissural neuron axon guidance. The transcript has 11 exons. Lineage: Eukaryota; Metazoa; Arthropoda; Insecta; Lepidoptera; Nymphalidae. Gene Ontology annotation, molecular function: transmembrane signaling receptor activity; patched binding. The coding region runs from base 122 to 2488 and encodes 788 amino acids.